Messenger RNA from Porites evermanni, 1080 nucleotides. Lineage: Eukaryota; Metazoa; Cnidaria; Anthozoa; Scleractinia; Poritidae. The record is from the annotation of a GenBank genome assembly.
AAAGCAGACUUUGUCUCCAGGGUAAAGUACAACAACAAUCUACCAGACAUUCCUUUUGAUGCCAAGUUUAUUGCCUAUCCUUUUGAGUCAAACCGGUGAGUAUAAUAUUUUAUUAGAAGGCUUAAAUUGUGUGUUUUAAGUCUGUCGUUUUUCUUGUAGAGACGAUGAUGAUAAAACUUAGACUCUCUUUUCAAUUUAACAGAUUUGUGGAAUACAAGCCAACCUCACUUGAGAAAAACUACAAACAUGAAAUGUUGACAGAGGUUGAUCUUGGGGUCAAUAUUGAUCUUAUUGACCCUGAUACAUAUGCCCUGGAUCCUAAUGGUGAGGAGAUAAUGAUGAUGAUAGUGAUGAUGAUGAUGAUAAUGAUAAUGCUGAUAGUGGUGAUGAUGUUGAUGAUGAUGAUGAUGAUGAUGUUGAUGAUGCUGAUGUUGAUAGUAAUGGUUAUAAUACUUAAGGGAACACCAAAAAUGCGAAGAUUUAGUGGGUGGCUUGCUUAUAUACAUGUAAAGUGGUUGCUUACGAGAAUGGGACCACAGGGGCCCCUUCCGAGAAGAGGCACACAUCAACGUUUGGCAGAGAAUUUGUUGAGAAGUUAUGAUAUGUGUAGUUCUACUUGUAUGUUGUCUCUGAAAGCUUUCCAUAUACUCCAUAUACUAGUGGUGUAGUACAUGUAAAUACAACGAACAAAGAAACCACGCCAUGCAAAAGCAAGUGGUCACUUAUAUGAGAUUUAAAACAAUGAAAAACUAUUAAAACGUUAAGGGUAAAAAGUGGUCUCGGUUGCUUGUGAGAGAUGGUCGUUUAAAAGAGGUUUUUAAUAUACAAGUGCUUUGGAGCUUUAAAGCCACGUGCAAAUGGAUGCAACAACUCAAAACAUUGUUGGGCACUGUAAGCUGGUGCAAGUCAAAUUAGAGUGCUCAAUCAUAUUUUCAGCCAGACAGUGAUUUGGUCUGACCUUUUCCUUUUGAAGUUUACUUGUUUUCUUGUUGUUGUAUUGCAGUUUCCCUUGACCCUGAUGAUGAAAAGUUACUGGAAGAAGAACCAAUAAACUUACCAGAUAAGAAACGGUAUGAAUAC